ACCGCGACCAGAACUCCGCAACCUCUCCACUCUACAACACAGACAAAAUGCUUGCCCGUGCUACUUUCCGCGCCGCCUCGGCCCCAACGCUCGUCGCCCGCCGCGGCUUCCAGUCCACCCGCGCCCAGUUCGCCAGCCCAUACCACUACCCCGAGGGCCCACGCAGCAACUUGCCAUUUGACCCGCUGAAGAGGGGCUUCGCCUUCAAGUACUGGGGAUUUAUGGCCACCGGAUUCUCCCUGCCAUUCCUCCUUGCUGUCUGGCAGACAAAGAAGAACAAAUAGAUGCGGUCAUUCGGAGCGUGGGCACGACACUGGACUAUGGGAGGGAUACGGGAUUUGUAGAAUAUUGGAGGGUCGCUCGGAGACCUGUAUAGACACCACAGCAUCAAUUUCAUUGUCUGUCUUCCACCAUGAUCCAAUGCAUGCAGAUUACAAGCCUCGAUGCUACUCAUUGGAUACCUCGGUGGGUAAGAGCCGUCUCCUCAACCUCGAAAUGAAGUACCGCAAUUCUAUUCUGCCAAUAUCUAGCACUGUAUGAGAAGCAUCAUUGUCUGUGUAGAUAGGUAUCAGGGGGUGGACGAAGAGAGGACGCGAUGCAUCUGCAACACCUUGAUGACGAUGAGAUGCGU
Alternaria rosae is the source of this 631-nucleotide messenger RNA. Its product is annotated as cytochrome c oxidase subunit VIIc. The coding region runs from base 48 to 284 and encodes 78 amino acids. The transcript is spliced from 4 exons. Gene Ontology annotation, biological process: mitochondrial electron transport, cytochrome c to oxygen. The record is from RefSeq and is a predicted model, not a curated record. Lineage: Eukaryota; Fungi; Ascomycota; Dothideomycetes; Pleosporales; Pleosporaceae.